CAGUCAGUCAGUCAGUCGGUCAAGGCAGGAAGGAAGGAAGGAAGGGAAAGAGGGAGGCCGAGGCGAAGAGCGCGCCUUCUCCCAGAGAUGUCGGCCGCGGAGGAGAGCGAGGGCGCGGCCCGGCCCCACUAUGGCUCGGUGCUGGACAACGAGCGGAUGACGGCGGAGGAGAUGGACGAGCGGCGCCUGCAGAACGUGGCCUACGAGUACCUCUGCCACCUGGAGGAGGCCAAGCGGUGGAUGGAGGCCUGCCUGAACGAAGAGCUGCCCCCAACCACGGAGCUGGAAGAGGGGCUCCGGAACGGGGUCUACCUGGCCAAACUGGGCAACUUUUUCUCCCCAAAGGUGGUGUCUCUCAAGAAGAUCUAUGAUCGGGAGCAGACCAGGUACAAGGCCACAGGCCUCCACUUCCGGCACACCGACAAUGUGAUCCAGUGGCUGAACGCAAUGGCGGAGAUUGGCCUUCCCAAGAUAUUUUACCCAGAAACGACGGACAUCUACGACCGGAAGAACAUGCCGCGCUGCAUCUACUGCAUCCAUGCGCUCAGCCUGUACCUGUUCAAGUUGGGCCUGGCGCCUCAGAUCCAGGACCUGUAUGGCAAAGUGGACUUCACAGAGGAAGAGAUCAGCAACAUGCGGAGUGAGCUGGACAAGUAUGGGAUUCAGAUGCCGGCCUUUGGCAAGAUUGGUGGGAUCCUGGCCAACGAGCUUUCGGUGGACGAAGCUGCAUUGCAUGCGGCUGUCAUCGCCAUCAAUGACGCCAUCGAGCGCCAGGUCCCGGUGGACACUUUGGCUGCCAUGCGGAACCCCAACGCCAUGCUGGUGAAUCUGGAAGAACCCCUGGCCCCAGUUUACCAGGAGACCCUCUACCGGGCCAAGCAGAACAAGAUGGAGAACGCGCGGAAUAAGAUUGCUGCUGAGGAUGCGGCGAGAGAAAGGGACGUGUAUGAGGAGCUGCUGACGCAAGCCGAGAUCCAGGGCAACGUCAACAAGGUCAACACGCAUUCGGCUUUGUCCAAAAUCGACUUGGCUCUGGACCAGGGAGAUGCGGAGGCUUUGUUCCGGGCACUAUCCUCUGCGUCUCUGGGCCUCCGGGGCCUGAAACACGAACACAGCGAUUGGUACCUCAAGCAGCUCCUGAGGGAGAGGGAGCUGAAACAGGAGGAUGGCCGAGGAGGGGGGCCUCUGCAGAAGGAGGAGCUGCAGGCCGGGGUGGAGACUGCCAAUGGCUCUGCCCAGCAGUACCAGCAAAGGCUGGCGGCCGUACGGCGGAUCAAUGUGGCCAUCCACAACGGCCUUCCCGAGAAGACAGUGGUGGAGCUGAUGAACCCGGAGGCUCAGCUGCCUCCGGUCUACCCCUUUGCGGCUGAUCUUUACCAGCGAGAACUGGCCACCCUCCAGCAGCAGAGCCCAGAUGGGAAACUUACCCACCCGGAGCUGUCCGUGGCAGUGGAGAUGCUCUCCUCCGUGGCCUUGAUCAACCGUGCCCUGGAUGCCGGGGACGUCGACAUGAUCUGGAAGCAGCUGAGCAGCCCAGUGACAGGACUCACCAACGUCGAGGAUGAAAACCUCCAGAGAUACAUUGAAGAGUUGAUGCGGCUGAAGGCCGAGGCGCAGGCCGAAGGGACGGAUUUCAUCACGUGGAACGACAUCCAGUCAUGCGUCGACCGUGUGAACGUUGUGGUUCAGGAGGAACAUGAGCGGAUUUUAGCGAUUGGGGUCAUCAACGAGGCUUUGGACGAUGGAGACGCCAAAAAGACUCUCCAGGCCCUUCAGAUCCCUGCGGCGAAACUAGAGGGAGUGACGCCCAGAGUAGCGCAACACUACCAGGAUGUGCUGCUCCGAUCCAAGAGGGAGAAAGCGCAGGAAACGCGCGAUGAAACUGCCGUCCUUUGGCUGGAUGAAAUCCAGGGAGGCGUCCAUCAGUCGAACAGGGACACGGACGAGGCCCAGCGCUUUUCUUUAGGAAUUUUGGCCAUUAAUGAGGCUGUGGAUGAGGCUAAUGUCGGGAAAACCCUCAGCGCCCUGCGCUCUGCCGACGUGGGCCUUUAUGGUGUGACACCGGAGUGUGCAGACAUCUACCAGCAGGAGCUGGCAGAGGCCAAGAGAGCCAAACUGGCGGCAGGAGACAACGGCAGCGCCUGGGUGAAGCAUUGGGUGAAGGGCGGCUACCAUUACUACCACAACCUGCAGACCAAGGAGGGAGGCUGGGAGGAGCCCCAGGGAUUUGCCCAGAACAACACACAGCUUUCCCGGGAGGACAUCCAGAGUGCCAUCUCUUCCGUCACGGCCGCCUACAACCGGGAGCAGCUCUGGGUGGCCAACGAGAGCCUGAUCGUCCGGCUCCAGGCCAGCUGCCGGGGAUACCUGGUCCGCAAGGAGUUCAGCACCAGGAUGCAUUUCCUGAAGAAGCAGUUGCCUGCUAUCACCUGCAUCCAGUCUCAGUGGCGCGGCUACAAGCAACGAAAGGAAUAUCAGGAUCGCUUGAGGUUCUUGCAGGCGCACAAAGAUGAAGCAGUGAAGAUCCAAGCGAUGACCAGGAUGCAUCAGGCCCGAAAGCGCUACAGAGACCGCCUGCAGUACUUCCGGGACCAUAUCAAUGACAUUGUGAAAAUCCAGGCCUUUAUCCGUGCCAAUAAAGCCCGUGACGACUACAAAACUCUCAUCAAUGCUGUAGACCCUCCCAUGGCCGUGGUGCGGAAGUUUGUGCACCUGCUGGACCAGAGUGACCAGGACUUCCAAGAGGAGCUCGACCUGAUGAAGCUACGGGAGGAAGUGGUGACCCUGAUCCGCUCCAAUCAGCAGCUGGAGAACGAUCUCAACCUGAUGGACAUCAAGAUUGGGCUCUUGGUGCAAAACAAGAUCACCCUCCAGGACGUUGUGUCUCACAGCAAGAAGCUCACAAAGAAGAACAAAGAGCAGCUGUCGGACAUGAUGAUGCUGAACAAGCAGAGGGGCGGCCUGAAGGCCCUGAGCAAAGAGAAGAGGGAGAAGCUGGAGGCCUACCAGCACCUCUUCUACCUGCUGCAGACCAACCCGACGUACCUGGCAAAGCUGAUUUUCCAAAUGCCGCAGAACAAAUCCACCAAGUUCAUGGACUCGGUGAUCUUCACGCUUUAUAACUAUGCCUCCAACCAGAGGGAGGAGUACCUGCUCCUGCGCCUCUUCCAGACUGCGCUGCAGGAAGAGAUCAAGUCCAAAGUGGACCAGCUGCACGAGAUUGUGACUGGGAACCCCACUGUGAUCAAGAUGGUAGUGAGCUUCAACCGCGGGGCCCGGGGACAGAACGCCCUGCGGCAGAUGCUGGCGCCAGCGGUGAAGGAGAUCAUGGAGGACAAGUCCCUCAACAUCAAGACCGACCCGGUGGACAUCUACAAGGCGUGGGUCAACCAGAUGGAGUCGCAGACGGGGGAAGCCAGUAAGCUACCGUAUGACGUGACGCCGGAGCAGGCCCUGUCCCACGAGGAGGUCCGGACCCGCCUGGAUGUCUCCCUCAAGAACAUGCGGACCGUGACCGACAAGUUCCUUCUGGCCAUCAUCAGCUCCCUGGAGAAAAUCCCGUACGGGAUGCGCUUCAUUGCCAAAGUCCUGAAGGAUUCUCUGCAUGAAAAGUUCCCUGACGCCAGUGAGGACGAGUUACUGAAGAUUGUAGGCAACCUCCUCUACUAUCGGUACAUGAACCCGGCCAUCGUGGCUCCGGACGCCUUUGACAUCAUUGACAUGUCAGCCGGAGGGCAGCUGACCACCGACCAGCGGAGGAACCUGGGCUCCAUUGCCAAGAUGCUGCAACACGCGGCGUCCAACAAGAUGUUCCUGGGGGACAACGCCCACCUCAGCAUCAUCAACGAGUACCUGUCUCAGUCCUACCAAAAAUUCAGGCGUUUCUUCCAGGCAGCCUGCGAGGUCCCUGAACUGCAAGACAAGUUCAAUGUGGACGAGUACUCUGACUUGGUGACCCUGACGAAGCCCGUCAUUUACAUUUCCAUUGGAGAAAUCAUCAAUACGCACACACUGUUUUUGGACCAUCAAGACGCCAUUGCGCCCGAACACAACGACCCCAUUCACGAACUCCUGGAUGACUUGGGGGAAGUUCCCAGUAUUGAAUCCCUGAUAGGAGAGGGAUCUGGGGGCAUGAACGACCCGGGGAAGGAGAUGCUGGCCAAAACUGAAAUCUCCCUCACGUUGACUAACAAAUUCGAUGUCCCUGUGGACGAGAACGCAGAGAUGGAUGCCAAGACCAUUCUGCUGAACACCAAGCGCUUAAUCGUGGACGUGAUCCGCUUCCAGCCGGGAGAGACACUGGCGGAGAUCCUGGAGGUCCCAGCCAGCCGUGAGCAGGAAGCUGAGCACCAGAGAGCCAUGCAGAGGCGCGCCAUCCGGGACGCCCGUACCCCAGACAAGAUGAGAACCCCCCAGGCAGCGAAGGAGGACAGCAACCUGGGCCUCCAAGAGAAGAAGGAGAAGAUCCGGUCAGGGCUGAAGAAGCUGGUGGAGCUGGGCCUGGCCAAGCCCCAGAACGGAUACCAGGACCUGAUAAACGAUGUUGCCAAGGAUAUCCGGAACCAGCGCCGGUAUCGCCAGAGGAGGAAAGCAGAGCUGGUGAAGCUGCAGCAGACCCAGAGCGCGCUGAAUUCCAAAGCGACGUUUUACGGGGAACAGGUGGACUAUUACAAGAGCUACAUCAAGACCUGUUUGGACAACUUGGCCAGCAAGGGAAAAGUCUCCAAAAAGCCACGGGAAAUGAAAGGGAAAAAGAGCAAGAAGAUCUCCCUGAAGUACACGGCGGCACGGCUCCACGAAAAGGGGGUGCUCCUGGAGAUCGAGGACCUGCAGAGCAGCCAGUUUAAAAACGUGAUAUUUGAAAUUGCUCCAACAGAAGAAGUGGGGGACUUUGAGGUCAAAGCAAAGUUUAUGGGCGUUCAGAUGGAAACGUUCAUGCUGCAUUAUCAGGACCUGCUGCAGCUCCAGUACGAAGGGGUGGCCGUCAUGAAGCUCUUCGACCGGGCCAAAGUGAACGUCAACCUCCUCAUCUUCCUGCUCAACAAAAAGUUCUACGGGAAGUGAGCUCCCCUGCCGCUGCCUUUCGCUGCUACUGCUUCUUCGUCCAGGAGCCUCCUUCCCUCAUCCCUCCUCCUCCUCCCCCAAGAAGCCAAAGCCAAGACCUCUCCUCCUGAUGCUGAUGCUGCGGAUCAGGCCUUUGCACUGCUUGGCCUGUCUGUAUUGUUUCCCAUGUACUCCGCCCAUGGCGCUCACUCCAGAUUAAACAGUUAUUAUUCCUUU
Messenger RNA from Anolis carolinensis (green anole), 5280 nucleotides. RefSeq names its product IQ motif containing GTPase activating protein 1 (gene iqgap1). The coding region runs from base 88 to 5064 and encodes 1658 amino acids. NCBI's taxonomy places the organism in Eukaryota, Metazoa, Chordata, Lepidosauria, Squamata, Anolidae. Gene Ontology annotation, cellular component: nucleus; cell cortex. Gene Ontology annotation, biological process: epidermal growth factor receptor signaling pathway; mitotic actomyosin contractile ring assembly actin filament organization; positive regulation of protein kinase activity. The record is from RefSeq and is a predicted model, not a curated record. The transcript is spliced from 38 exons. Gene Ontology annotation, molecular function: actin filament binding; GTPase activator activity; calmodulin binding.